This is a messenger RNA of Achroia grisella, 7374 nucleotides long. Its product is annotated as fatty acid synthase-like. The coding region runs from base 135 to 7373 and encodes 2412 amino acids. The record is from RefSeq and is a predicted model, not a curated record. Gene Ontology annotation, biological process: fatty acid biosynthetic process. The transcript is spliced from 23 exons. Lineage: Eukaryota; Metazoa; Arthropoda; Insecta; Lepidoptera; Pyralidae. Gene Ontology annotation, molecular function: 3-oxoacyl-[acyl-carrier-protein] synthase activity; phosphopantetheine binding; oxidoreductase activity.
CGGUGACAUCGCACUGUUCUCAUCGAUUUAUGGCAUUCAAGUUCGAGCUAGGCAUUCGGGAAAACCAUCAUUAAACCACCGGGAGCCGGCGGAGUGCACUUUGUUUAUUAUAGUGAAUUAGCAGCAGUUACAAGAUGCCCAGCGCAGCUGUGAACGGGUUGUCAGGAGGCGCUACGGAUGCGGAGGAUGUGGUGAUGACGGGGCUGUCAGGGCGGCUGCCGGAGUCAGACACCAUCGAGGAGUUCGCGCAGCAACUGUUCGACGGGGUGGACCUCGUCACCGCCGACGACCGACGCUGGACGCCAGGUCUUCAUGGACUGCCCGAACGUAAUGGGAAGCUUAAAGAUUUAUCACAUUUCGAUGCCACAUUCUUCGGCGUGCAUGCGAAACAAGCACAUCUGAUGGACCCUCAGCUGCGGCUGCUGCUCGAGGUGACGCACGAAGCGAUCGUGGACGCGGGCAUCAACCCUGCCGAGCUUCGCGGCUCCCGCACCGGCGUCUACGUCGGCGUCUCUAAUUCGGAAACCGACGAAAUGUGGACCAGCGACCCCGACAAGAUCAACGGCUACGCCCUCACCGGCUGCUGUCGCGCUAUGUUCCCCAACCGCAUAUCGUACACGUUCGACCUGAAGGGUCCGUCGUACGCGAUCGACACCGCCUGCUCCAGCUCUAUGUUCGCCCUGGCGCAGGCCGUGGCCGCCAUCAAAGCGGGACACUGCGACGCGGCCGUCGUCGCCGGCGCCAACCUCUGCCUGAAGCCCGGCAACUCGCUCAACUUCCACCGACUGAGCAUGCUGUCGCCGGAGGGCCGGUGCGCCGCGUUCGACGCGGAGGGCCGCGGGUACGUGCGCUCGGAGGCCACCGUGGUGGUGCUGCUGCAGAAGCGCGGCCACGCGCGGCGCGUGUACGCCACGGUGCGCGGCGCGCGCAUGAACACCGACGGCCACAAGGAGCAGGGCAUCACCUACCCCGCCGGAGAGAUGCAGCGGCAGCUCGCCGCCGAGACGUUCCGGGAGGCGGGACUGAGGCCGCAGGACGUCGCGUAUGUCGAGGCACAUGGCACAGGAACUAAGGUGGGCGAUCCACAAGAAGUGAACUCGAUCGCAGAAUUAUUUUGCAAAGACAAAAAGACUCCAUUGUUGCUGGGGUCGGUGAAGUCUAACAUGGGACACUCGGAGCCCGCGUCGGGCUUGUGCUCGAUUGCGAAAGUACUGAUCGCAAUGGAAAAGGGCAUUAUUCCUGGAAAUCUACAUUUCAAAUCUCCCAAUCCUGAUAUACCAGCACUCAGCGACGGUAGAAUAAAAGUGGUGGACCGCAACACGUCUUGGGAGGGCGGGCUGGUGGCGGUGAACUCGUUCGGGUUCGGUGGCGCGAACGCGCACGUGAUCCUGGAGUCGGAGCGCGCGCACGGCAAGCGUGAGAGUGCACGCGCGCCGUACGCGCUGCCGCGGCUGGUGGUCGCGUCGGGCCGCACCGAGCCCGCCGUGCGCGCGCUGCUCGAGCACGCCGCCGAGCACGCCUCCAACGCCGACCUGCACGCGCUGCUCGACGCCGUGCACGCACGCGCCGUGCCCGGCCACGCGCACCGCGGCUAUGCCGUGCUCACCGACCCACCGCUGCAGGAGAUCCUCGAAUUUGACAACAGUGAGCCGCGACCGAUCUGGUUCGUGUUCUCGGGAAUGGGCUCGCAGUGGGCGGGCAUGGCACGCUCGCUGAUGCGACUGCCGACAUUCGCGGCUACGAUCGAGCGAGUGGCCGCAGCCCUCCGUCCUCACAACAUCGACCUGCUGCACGUGCUAAUCGACGCGCCCGACGCCGCCUUUGAAGACGUCAUCAACUCCUUCGUGUCCAUCGCGGCGGUACAAGUGGCGCUGGUUGACGUACUGCGCGCCGUCGACAUCCGACCUGAUGGCAUCGUCGGUCACUCUGUAGGCGAACUAGGGUGUGCGUACGCGGACGAGACGCUGACGGCGGAGCAGGCGGUGCUGGCGGCGUACUGGCGCGGGCGCAGCAUCGCGGACGCCGCGCUGCCGCCGGGCGCGAUGGCCGCCGUCGGCCUCACGUGGCAGCAGUGCGUCGAGCGCUGUCCGCCCGACGUCGUGCCGGCCUGCCACAACGCCGCGGACAGUGUCACCGUAUCGGGUCCGGUUCCGUCGAUAGAGAAGUUCGUAGCCGAGUUGUCUGCAGCGGGCACGUUCGCGCGCCGCGUCAACAGCAGCGGCGUGGCGUUCCACAGCAAGUACAUCGCGGCGGCCGCGCCGCUGCUGCGCGAGCGGCUGCGCACCGUCAUACCAGACCCCAAGCCGCGUACUGCGCGCUGGGUCUCCUCCUCGCUGCCCAAGGACCAGUGGAACUCUGAUAUCGCGAAGCUGAGCGACGCGGAGUACCACGUGAACAACCUGCUGUCGCCGGUGCUGUUCGCGGAGGCGCUGGCGGCGGUGCCGGCGCGCGCGCUGGUGGUGGAGGUGGCGCCGCACGCGCUGCUGCAGGCGGUGCUGAAGCGCGCGCUGCCCGCGGCCGCCGCGCACGUGCCGCUCGUGCGCCGCGACCACCCCGAGCCCUGCGCGCACCUGCUGGCCGCCCUCGGCAGGGUGUACGCGGCGGGCGCGCAGCCGGCGGCGGGGCGGCUGUACCCCGCGGUGGCGUGGCCCGUGUCGCGCGGCACGCCGGGGCUGGCCUCGCGUGUCCGCUGGGACCACUCCGUCGAGUGGAGCGUCGCGGACUUCGGCGCCGCCGCCCGCGCCGGGGAGAACGUCGUCGAGGUGGACCUCUCGCGCGCCCGACACGCCUACGUCGCCGGACACCAGAUCGACGGACGAGUCCUCUUCCCUGCCACCGGAUACAUUACCCUUGUAUGGCAAACUAUUGCCAAGUUUCAUAAUAAAAAAUUCGAAGAGACCGCGGUAAUCCUCGAAGAUUUGCAGCUUAAAAGAGCCACUAUAAUGUCUCGGGACGUGCCGGUCAAGUUCCUGGUGAAUAUUCUUGACGGCACCGGCGAAUUCGACGUGUGCGAGGGAGGCAGCGUCGUCGUCACGGGCAAGGUGCGCCUCGUCGAAGAGCCGACUACGGAACGACUCUCCAUGCCUCCAGUUAGUGCUGUGGAAGAACCGGAUCUAUUGCCACUAGUCACAGAUGAUAUAUACAAAGAACUUCGGCUCAGAGGAUAUAACUACGGCGGUGUAUUCCGAGGAAUACGGAGCUCAGAUCCAAGAGGCACAAGGGGUGAACUCGAGUGGAAUGGCAAUUGGAUAUCUUUUAUGGACACCAUGCUUCAAUUCGGUCUUAUCGGUGCCAAUACACGAGAAUUAUACUUGCCUACUCGCAUUCAACGCGUAUUGAUCGAUCCUGUGGCGCACGUAGCCGCCGGAGCGGGUGUCGACGUGUUGCCGGUGAGGCGUGACGCCGACGUUGACGUCGUCAUCUGCGGUGGUCUAGAGUUUCGAGGUGUCAAGACGAGCCUCGCGCCACGACGUACCAACGUGCAAUCGCCACCGAAGUUAGAAAAAUACGUAUUUGUGCCUUACGAUAACGCGAAUAUUGGUACCGAGGACACGUCGCGAUCGAAGCGAGAUGCGCUCACUGUGAGCGUACAGCUCGUACUGGAAAACGUGGGAACGCUUCGGCUGAAGGUGACGGAGGCAGCACUGGAUCGGCCGGCAGACUCAUUGCUGGCGCCGAUCGCACUGCAGCUGCUGGAAGCCGAGCCUCAGGUGCGUGUGGAGGCCAGCCUCGCCGCAGGCGCCGCGCACGCUGUCUACAAGGCGGCGCCGAUCAUCCAGCAGAUGGGUAUAAAGGUAACAACAAAAGACGCCAACGAAACCGCCCCGGACAGCGAGUGCCAUCUGGUGGUGGCGGGCGGCGUGGCGUCGUCGCCUGACAGUGCGGAGGUGCUGGGCCGGCUGGCGGAGGCGCUGGCCGACGGCGGCAUGGUGCUGGUGGAGGAGGCGCACGGCGCGCUGGGGGCGGCGGCGGCGGAGCGGGCCGGCCUCGAGCUCGUGUCGCGGCAGGCGACCGCCGACUGCGAGUACCUGGUGCUGCGGCGGCGCGUCCCGCCGCCGGCCGAGCACGUGGUGGUGGAGGUGGAGGACGAGCGCUCGUACGGCUGGGUGGAGCCGCUGCGCGCGGCGCUGAAGCGCGCCGAGAGCGCGGCCGCGGAGCUGCGCGUGUACGCGGUGUCGCGCGCGGCCGGCGGCGGCGUGCUGGGGCUGGGCACGUGCCUGCGCGCCGAGCCGGGCGGCCGCGCGCUGCGCGUCUUCUAUCUGCCCGACUGCCGCGAGCCCUUCCAGCCCGCCGCGCCCCACUUCGCGGACCAGCUGCGCAAGGACCUGGCCGUCAACGUGCUGCGCGCCGGCGUCUGGGGCUCCUACAGGCACCUUCUGCUCGACGACGCUGCCGAGGCGCAGCUCCAGGUGGAGCACGCAUACGUGAACACAUUAACUCGCGGUGACCUGUCGUCGCUACGGUGGAUCGAGAGUCCGCUGCGAUUUGCGAGCGAGACGCAGUGGCCCGCGCACACGGACCUUUGCCAAGUCUACUACGCGCCACUGAACUUCCGCGACAUUAUGUUGGCUACUGGCAAGCUACCGCCCGACGCGUUGCCGGGAAAUCUUGCAGGGCAGGAGUGUAUCCUGGGGCUGGAGUUCAGCGGGCGGUCGUCGCGGGGCGCGCGCGUGAUGGGCAUGGUGGCGGCGCGCGGGCUGGCGACCAGCGUGGUGGCCGACUCGGGGUUCCUGUGGGAGGUGCCCGCGGCGUGGUCGCUCGAGCAGGCGGCGACGGUGCCGGUGGCGUACGCGACGGCGUACUACGCGCUGGCGGUGCGCGGGCGCAUGCGGCGCGGGGAGGCGGUGCUGGUGCACGCGGGCACCGGCGGCGUGGGGCAGGCCGCCAUCGCGAUCGCGCUGCACGCCGGCUGCACCGUGUUCGCGACGGUGGGCACGCCCGACAAGCGCGCCUUCCUGCGCGAGCGCUUCCCGCAGCUGCGGGACGACCACGUCGGCAGCUCGCGCGACACCUCCUUCGAGCAGCUGGUGCUGCGUCAGACGCGCGGCCGGGGGGUCGACCUCGUGCUCAACUCGCUCGCCGCCGACAAGCUGCAGGCCUCCGUGCGCUGCCUGGCCGAGGGCGGCCGAUUCUUAGAGAUCGGCAAGCUGGAUCUCUCGAACAACACCCCUCUCGGAAUGUCGUUCUUCUUGAAAAACACAACAUUCCACGGCAUCCUGCUGGACGCGCUGUUCGAGGCGUCGGCCGAGGACGCGGAGAAGGCGGCGGUGGUGCGCUGCAUGACGGAGGGCAUCGCCAGCGGCGCCGUCCGCCCGCUGCCCGCCACCGUCUACCACGACCACCAGCUCGAGCAGGCCUUCCGAUACAUGGCGACUGGCAAACACAUCGGUAAAGUUUUGUUGCGCGUGCGCGAGGAGGAGGCUUCGACGACGCGCCCCAUCACCAAGAUGAUAUCCGCCAUUCCGCGCACCUACCUACACCCCGCCAAGAGCUACGUCUUAGUGGGCGGCCUCGGCGGCUUCGGGCUCGAGCUGGCGCAGUGGCUGGUGGUGCGCGGCGCGACGCGGAUCGUGCUGAACUCCCGCAGCGGCGUCCGCACCGGCUACCAGUCCAUGUGCAUCCGCAGGUGGCGCGAGGCGGGCGUGGCGGUGGCGGUGUCGCGGGCGGACGCGGGCGGCGCGGAGGGCGCGCGCGCGCUGCUGCGGCAGGCGGCCGCGCUGGGGCCCGUCGGCGGCGUGUUCAACCUGGCCGCCGUGCUGCGCGACGCCUUCCUCGAGAACCUCACGCCGGAAGACUUCAAGACCGUCGCGAAAGCCAAAGUCGACGGCACGCGGGCGCUGGACGCGGCCACGCGCGAACUGGCGCCGCAGCUGGACUACUUUGUGGCGUUCUCGUCGGUGUCGUGCGGGCGCGGCAAUCCCGGCCAGAGCAACUACGGCUACGCCAACUCGGUCAUGGAACGCAUCUGCGAGCAGCGGCAGGCCGACGGUCUGCCGGGUCUCGCCGUGCAGUGGGGCGCCAUCGGCGAGGUGGGCCUGAUCGUGGAGACGAUGGGCGGCGACGAGGCCGUGGUGGGCGGGACGGUGCCGCAGCGCGUGGCGUCGUGCAUGCAGGCGCUGGGCGCGCUGCUGGCGCGGCCGCACGCCGUGGUCGCCAGCAUGGUGCUGGCAGACAAGCGGCGCGGGCCCGCGCAGCCCGCACACGACGUCGUCCACGCAGUCGCCAACAUACUCGGCAUUAAGAACCCGAGCAAAACAUCGAAUACGGUCAGCCUCGCGGAGCUAGGAAUGGAUUCACUGAUGGGCGCAGAGAUCAAGCAGACGCUGGAGCGCAGCUACGACUUGGUGCUGGGCGUGCAGGAGAUCCGGACGCUCACGUUCGGCAAGCUCCGCGAGCUGACCGGCGGCGAGCCCGGCGACGGCGGCGCGGCCCCCGCCCCCGCCCCCGCCGCCGCCGCCGCCUCCUCCUCCUCCCCGUCCCCGUCCCCGUCCCCCGCCGCCGCGGCCGCGCCCGGCGCCGGCCCCCUGGUGCGGCUGCCCGCCUCGGGCGACCUCAUGCCCUCGCAGGUGAUGGUGGAGCUGCCGAGCGCGGCGGCGCGGGCGGGCCGGCCCGUGUUCAUGGUGCACCCGCUGGAGGGCGUGGCGGACGCGCUGCGGCCCCUGGCGGCGCGCGUGCGGGGCCGCGUGCUGGCGCUGCAGUGCACGGCCGACGCGCCGCUGCAGGACCUGCCCGCGCUCGCGCGCUUCUACGUGGCGCACGUGCGCGCCGCCCAGCCGCAGCCGCCCUACGUGCUGCUGGGGUACUCCUUCGGCGCCAGCGUCGCUUUCGAAAUGACCCUGCAGCUCGAGAAGUCAGGAUGUGAAGUACACUUGAUUAUGGUCGACGGCUCCCCUGCGUACGUGGCGAAGCACACUGCGCUCGGAAAAACCAAGAACGUCCCGCGGACGAAGGCGAGCGACGAGGCGGACGCGCUCACCGUGUUCGUGCAGCAGUUCAAGGAGGUGGACGGCGCGCAGGUGUCGGCGGAGCUGGCGCGGCUGGGCGGGUGGGAGGCGCGCGUGCGGCGCGUGGCGGCGCUGCUGGCGGAGGCGGAGGCCGCGCUGGCGCCGGCGGCGGCGGCCUUCUACGGCAAGCUGGCCGUCGGCGACGCGUACCGCGCGGCCGGCCGCGUGCGCGCGCCCGUCACGCUGUUCCGCGCGCGCGACAACUACGUCGCGCUGGACGAGCACUACGGGCUGCGCGAGCUGUGCGCCGGCCCGCUCGCCGCGCGACAGCUGCCCGGCGACCACCGCUCCAUCCUCGCCGGCGACGCCGCCCAGCUCAUCGCCGACCACGUGUCCGCCACGCUGGAGCGGCUGGCCGGCCAGCAGUAGC